Messenger RNA from Phaethon lepturus (White-tailed tropicbird), 441 nucleotides. Its product is annotated as microtubule-actin cross-linking factor 1-like. The annotation marks the transcript as partial. Lineage: Eukaryota; Metazoa; Chordata; Aves; Phaethontiformes; Phaethontidae. The record is from RefSeq and is a predicted model, not a curated record. The transcript has 3 exons. Gene Ontology annotation, molecular function: microtubule binding.
UUCGGCGAUUCCCAGCAGCUGCGGCUGGUCCGUAUCCUGCGGAGCACGGUCAUGGUUCGCGUCGGUGGAGGAUGGAUGGCCCUGGAUGAAUUUUUAGUGAAGAAUGAUCCUUGCAGAGCACGAGGACGGACCAACCUUGAACUCCGCGAGAAGUUCAUCUUGCCGGAGGGGGCCUCCCAGGGAAUGACACCCUUCCGAUCGCGAGGCCGAAGAUCAAAACCGUCCUCGCGGGCAGCCUCCCCGACGCGAUCCAGUUCCAGUGCCAGCCAGAGCAACCACAGCUGUGCCUCCAUGCCGUCUUCUCCCGCAACUCCAGCCAGCGGAGCCAAGACUCCACAUCACUUCUCUCGAUGUUAUGACAAACCCUGGUUGAUAAACAGUAAAGCGGGCACCCCCCUGAGGGGAUUCGAUUAUUCCAACUUCCAGCUCUCGAGCGCCGAG